GAAGUAGGAAGUAGCCCAAUGUACACACCUUUUCGUGUUUUUAAUAGCUCUCUAACUAACAAUAAUUUAUACGUGAGUAGCGUUCUCUCAUAUGUUUUCGAAAUGAUCAGUUGUCGUAUGAACUAAGAAAGCGCUCAACAUAUGGUCUGUGGAAAACGUAUGACAAGGUAAGCUUUUAGUGGCAAUGUUUACAAAUGGUAUGGCAGCUUCUAGCAAGCUAGCUAGUUAACAAGCUAACUACUACAAGUCAUAGCUGCUGAACAGCGAAUGAGGAUUAACAACAUUUGUGUCAUGGAUGAUGCUAUGAAUUUGCUGUUAGCUAACUGCUAACGUCACUGUACUAAUUUGCUGCUAAGCAAUGUCAGAGACUCAGACACAAAACGUGAGCAGUCAACGAAUGUCUUAUUACUAGCCAUGAUAUCAAUUAAAUGUAUCCAGCUAGCUAAAUGCAGUGUAAAUUCAACAAGGUCCUGUAGCUAACUGUCAAUUUUUGUCUGUCAAUACGUGUAUGAUAAAAGCUGAAUAUAGCUAGCUACUGGAACUAAUGGCCAGAUGAUACAAUAUAUGUCUUUGGUUCUACUGUGUUGUUUUAGUUGUGGCACAGGUCAGUUGACAAGGUUCUCUCCAUGAGUCACAGUCGGAAUCCCCCGCCCAGGGGACAGGGGGCAGCGCGAGCCAAACAGGUAAUUAAUUAUCAUCGAUAACUGUAAGUCAAGUUGUCAUUGAUAACACUAGUAAUUCGUGUUUUCAAUUCUCUCUCUCUCUCCCUCUCUUCUCACUCUCGCUAUCUCUCCCGUCUCCAUCUAUCUCUCUUCAUGCUCUCUCCCCUCUCUAUCUCACAUUCUCUCCCCGCUCUUCUCUCUCUCUCUUUCACUCUCUCUCCCCGCUCUUCUCUCUCUCUCUUUUUUUCUCUUCCACUCUCUCUCCCCUCUCUCUCUCUCUCUCUCUCUCUCUCUCUCUCUCUCUCUCUCUCUCUCUCUCUCUCUCUCUCUCUCUCUCUCUAAGAUGGGGCUGCUCCUGGAUCUGUCUCCGGAUGGAGGGAUGGAUGAAGGUGGAAAUGAAAAGGAGCUGGAGGCGGAGCUACUGGCUCUGAUGGGAGGGGACGGGUCCCAGGGGAAGAGAGGGAAAGGUGAGGAUCAUCAUCCUAUUCAUCAUCAUCUUCUCCCAAUCUUCUAUUAAAUAACUUCCACAGACCCUACCACUAGAACCGUGUUGAUACCUGCCUCCACAGCUCCAGUUCCAAUGGCCGACAUCGAGCGUAUGGCGGCUCUGUGUAUGAAGGACCUUGAUGAUGAUGAUGUUGGGGAUGAAGAUCUGGAGGAUGACGAUGAUCUCCUGGUAUCCACCAUGUUUACACUCUUCUUCACACUCCUCUUCACACUCCUCUUCACACUUAUUUUUUCCUCCUAUCUGUUGUUGUUUCAUUCCCAAUGUUAACACUGUGUGUGUGCGUCUGUGUGUGUGUACGUCUCUAUCUGUGUGCGUCUUUGUGCGUGUGUGUUUAUACAUUUAUGUGUCUUUAUCCAUCCACAGGCUGAGCUGAAUGAGGUCUUGGAGGACAAUGAUGAUGAUGAAAAGGUUCCUGCCACCCCUCCCAGCUCUAACUCCACCCCCCGCUCCACCCCCACCACCCCUAGUGGUACAACCGGGCUGGAGGCCUGCCUGGCUGAACGCAUUGACAUGUACCAGACGGCCAUCUCCAACGCCAAGGCAGAGGGGGAGAUGAGCAAGGCUCGCAGAUACGACCGCGGGUUGAAGGUGAGCCAGAGACCAUGGGCUGGUUGUAUGAUGAUGUGUUUCAGAGUAGGAGUGCUGAUCUAUGACCAGUUUUUCCCCUUAAGAUUAUAAUGAACAAGAUUACUGGACAGGAUGGACCUGAUCCUAGAUCAGCACUCCUAUUAUGAGACGCUUGAUACAUACGGCUCCAGGAACUUGAAUUAUCCCAGAUUCAUCUAGCCAUAUGUAAACCUGUAAUUCAACAGUUGAAGUUAUACUUUUCCUUUCAGCUGAAUGUUUGCUUGCUUGUCGUCUCCCCCUAGACGUUGCAGUCCAUGAUGGCGUCAGCCAAGAAAGGAAAACCAAUCAACGAAGAGGAAAUCCCGCCUCCUGUCGCCACAGGUGGAAAGCCUGCCCCAGCCCCCGUGCAGCAGCUUGAACCAAUCAAAGAGCGGGGGCCGCCAACCCCAGUGAUGACGCCCUCCCCGUUCACCAAUCAGAAGCAUCUGAGGGAGGCUCCGCAUGUUGCCCCGCCUCCUAAGCCCCACCUCCUGGUCCCCCCUCAGAAAAACACUGCCGUUACCCCGGAUACGCCCGCUAUUUCCCCCCUCACCCCCAUUCAACCAGACGCACGGCACUCAGGUAGAUCCCACACACACACACACACACACACAUUUUUGAAGACAGAUACCAGCUUGAAGACACCAACCUGUAAAUGUCACUGCAGUCCCCAAAACAAUGGAACAUUCUGGUUGUUUUAUAAUUCUCUCUCUCUUUCCUCUCCCCUCUCCCCUCCUCCCCUCUCUCUCUGUAGAGUUGAAGCAGUGUGUUCUAAACAGACAGAGGGAGUAUAAGCUUGCAGCCCUCCAAGCCAAGCAGGGAGGAGAGUCAGAGCUGGCCAGACAACACUACCACAUCGCCAAGGUACCACACACACUACGGGUUAAAGGACCUCGAUGGACCUCGACUAGGGGUUCAAAUUGGGGUCCUUAACGUUAAGAAAAAUCCCUAACCGUUUUUUCCCCACCCACAUAAUUAAAAUCACAGUGCAGUUAUCACAUAACAUAUUAUUUUCAGUUUUAUAUCCUAACUAGACGAUAGGCUAUAAAGGGGAAAGUGGUGUAAUUUUAAAGGUUGACUCAGCGAUAUGAAGUAGAUGCAGAAAGUAAACGGCAUAGUGGGUCAAUUUCUGCAACAAAUAAGAACGUUGAAGCGCGAGGCUCAACUUCUCCGCUAUUUUGGUGCCCUGGCUACCACGCUGUGAAGCGAACCAGUGCACAUGCGCAGAUACUGUGUGGGACUGUGUGAGAGCCAAGUGUUGCAUCUUGCUCAUGUCAAUAUCCUAGUCUAGAGCCCUGCAUUACUGAAGUUCUGAGACAUUGCAAGCCAAGAAAUUGCGAAAUACAGCUUUUGAUUGCCGAUAGAUAGGCCUAGUGCACGGUUCUGACUGUCUGUCUGGUGGCCAACCUGCCUAUACUGAUAGAUAGGCCUAGUGCACGGUUCUGACUGUCUGUCUGGUGGCCGACCUGCCUAUACUGAUAGAUAGGCCUAGUGCACGGUUCUGACUGUCUGUCUGGUGGCCGACCUGCCUAUACUGAUAGAUAGGCCUAGUGCACGGUUCUGACUGUCUGUCUGGUGGCCGACCUGCCUAUACUGAUAGAUAGGCCUAGUGCACGGUUCUGACUGUCUGUCUGGUGGCCGACCUGCCUAUACUGAUAGAUAGGCCUAGUGCACGGUUCUGACUGUCUGUCUGGUGGCCAACCUGCCUAUACUGAUAGAUAGGCCUAGUGCACGGUUCUGACUGUCUGUCUGGUGGCCGACCUGCCUAUACUGUGCCCCCGCCCUCUCUCUCUCCGUCCCUCGCUAGCUCGCUAUGAAAGAUUUGAGUGUUUGUGUUCUCGAAAGUACGGCAACUAAUCAUUACUCCUCCGUUCUAAAAAUACUGAAUCUUAGGAGUCGAUUCCUAGCGAAAUCGAAUCUUGACACUCAGAAAUGGGAGUCGACACCGGGAGUCGCCGUGCAAGUAGUCGAGGAAUCAAUUAUUUUGGAGUCGAGGAAUCAAUUAUUUUGGAGUCGAGGAAUCAAUUAUUUUGGAGUCGAGGAAUCAAUUAUUUUGGAGUCGAGGAAUCAAUUAUUUUGGAAGUUGACUCUCCACCACUACUUCAUCGUCGUCGUUAACAGUUGCAAAAAUGUCAGAGAAAGACAAGCGACAGCAGCGAAGUCCUGAAUGGUAAAACGUAGAGAAGUUAAAUGAGAAGGAAACUUUUCCAGGUGGAAUUGAAGACCAGUAAUGGUAGUGGUGGAAAAAGUACCCAAUUGUCAUACUUGAGUAAAAGUAAAGAUAACUUAAUAGAAAAUGAUUCAAGUAAAAGUCACCCAGCAAAAUACUACUUGAGUAAAAGUAUUUGGUUUUAAAUAUAGUAUCAAAAGUAAAUGUAAUUGCUAAAAUAUACUUAAGUAUCAAAAGUAAAAGUAUAAAUAAUUACAAAUUCCUUAUAUUAAGCAAACCAGACGGCACAAUUAUCUUGUUUUUAUUUAUUUACGGAUAGCCAGGGGCACACUCCAAUACUCUGACAUCAUUUACAAACAAAGCAUGUGUUUAGUGAGUCUGCCAGAUCAGAGGCAGUAGGGAUGACCAGAGAUGUUCUCUUGGUAAGUGCGUGAAUGGGAACAUUUUCCUGACCUGCUAAGCUUUCAAAAUCUAACGAGUACUUUUGGGUGUCAAGGAAAAUGUAUGGAGUAAAAAAGUACAUUAUUGUCUUUAGGAAUGUGAUGUUGUAAAAGGGAACAAGGUGGUGUUCCUGUCCGACUGGAUGCCCAGGUGUUGCAUUGCAUCAACCAAUAGCUGCGUGCCACGUCAUCGACUGCUCAAUCUGACAUCAAAUUGCUAUAUCACAUGAUGUGGUUAGCUGAUAUGUUAAACUUAUCUAUCCAUUGUGAGAUCUGGCAUGUCAGCAAUGUACAGGAACACACCCACCUGACUACACCUCUUCCCCUCCUCCUCCUCUCCCUCUCCUCCCCCUCUCCCUCUCCUCCCCCUCUCCCUCUCCACCACCUCUCACUGUACAGAAACUAGACCCCAUAGUAGAGGCAUUGGACAGAGGGGAACCAGUGGACCUCAGCUCUCUACCUCCCCCUCCAGGUACGCUUGGCUUACUACACCUGACUCUUAGUUCUAAAUCAAUGACACCCUAUUCCCUAUAUAGUGCACUACUUUUGACCAGAGCCUAUAGGGUUUGGGAUGUGGCCCUGAAUACCUGCUAGAGCCUAGAAGACCAGGGUAUUCAUAGUGUCUCAGUCUCCGAGAGAGCGCUGAUUUAGGAUCAGUUUUCCGUUUUAGAUCACAAUGGAAAAAGAUGCCAUGGGGAACCUGAUCCUAGAUCAGCACUCGUACUCUGAGACGCUUAAUACAUUCCACCCUGACCCUUAAAGAUCUGAUCUCAACCCCUCCCAUACGGUGAAACUCCUCUUUCUCCUCCUUCCUUCUCAUCCCCUCUCUCUCUCUCUCCUCAGGAGAUGCAGUGGUAGAGCGUUCUGCUCCUCCUCCUCCCCAGUCUUCCUCCAGACCCUCCCCUGCCGCUCCCCCGGCAGCUCCCCCGGUGGCCGACUCCGGUAACACACAUUAUAUUAAUAAUAAUAAUAUUGGAUUGGAUUUAUAAAGCUCCUUUCUAAAGGGGGAAAUCACCUCAUCCAUCACCAAUGUGUAGCACCCACCUUGGUUGAUGCACGGCAACCAUUUUGUGCCAGGUCGCUCAGUGGAGGUGUGUGUGUGUGUGUGUGUGUGUGUGUGCGUGUGUGUGUGUGUGUGAGACAGCCCUCCCGGCCCCAGGCAGUGUAGGGGAAGCGUUACAACAGAGGAUGGAGCGAUACAAAGCUGCAGCAGAAGGGGCCAGGAGUAAAGGAGACGACCGCAAGGCUCGCAUGCACCAGCGCAUCGUCAAGGUACACACACCAUCCCAACAAUGACUGGUGGUUCAAACACACACACACACACACAUCCCAACAAUGACUGGUGGUUCAAACACACACACACACAUCCCAACAAUGACUGGUGGUUCAAACACACACACACAUCCCAACAAUGACUGGUGGUUCAAACACACACACACACACACACACACACAUCCCAACAAUGACUGGUGGUUCAAACACACACACACAUCCCAACAAUGACUGGUGGUUCAAACACACACACACACACACACACAUCCCAACAAUGACUGGUGGUUCAAACACACACACAUCCCAACAAUGACUGGUGGUUCAAACACACACACACAUCCCAACAAUGACUGGUGGUUCAAAACACACACACACAUCCCAACAAUGACUGGUGGUUCAAACACACACACACACACAUCCCAACAAUGACUGGUGGUUCAAACACACACACACACACAUCCCAACAAUGACUGGUGGUUCAAACACACACACACACAAUUAGACAGAACUCCAAGUUUCAUGCUUUUGACAGCAGGCAGCGGAAACAUCUCACACACACACUGUAAUGUAUACCUGCUUGGAUAUAUCGUACUAAUGUUAUUUUUCUCUCUCUCGCUCUGUCUGUCUGUGCAUGUGUCUGUGUGUCUGUCUGUGUUUCUGUGUGCGUGUGUGUCUGUGUGUGUGUGUGUGUGUGUGCAUGUGUCUGUGUUUCUGUGUGCCUGUGUGUCUGUGUGUGUGCCUGUGUGUGUGUCUGUGUGUAACAGCAAUACCAGGAUGCCAUCAGGUCUCAUAAGUCUGGACGACCAGUCAACCUAGCUGAUCUACCUGUACCACCAGGUAACAUGCUGUUAGUAGCAGCUUUCAACAGGCACUCUAUAAUAGGUGUUUUAGCAUAGUGAGUGUUCAGUCUGUACUGGGUUUAAAUGAUGGCUUCAUUGUAUGAGAGUUUUUAUUUAUAUACUUUGUUACUCCCAGGCUGGCCCUUGCUAGCGUCAUGUUUUAUUAGCAUGUUUUUAGUGUGUACUCCGUAGCAUGUUUUUAGUGUGUACUCCUUAGCAUGUUUUUAGCGUGUACUCCGUAGCAUGUUUUUAGCGUGUACUCCAUAGCAUGUUUUUAGCGUGUACUCCGUAGCAUGUUUUUAGCGUGUACUCCGUAGCAUGUUUUUGUUCUCUGUGUUUACUAUGUACUGUGUUGUUGUGGCCCAGGCUGUCCUCCGCUGCAGGGCUCAGAGAGCGGCCAACAGAACUUCAUGGGCGUCCUGGAGACGGCCAUGAAACUAGCCAAUCAGGACGCAGACGCAGAGGACGAGGACGGACCAGGGGAAUUGGCAAAGGUAACCACCAUGACCUAUGACCCUGACACACAUGAUGAGAUUUCAUGAGAUUUCUUGAUGCUGAAGAUUGUUCUGGAAGUGGGAAAAUAUGGAUACUAUGUCCUAGACACGCAGAAUAAAUAGUAUGUUCAUGUUUACAAUAUUUCGCUUCGCUUCCGUUCACGUAACACUCUCUCUCUCUCUUUCUCUCUGUCUCUCUCUCUCUCUCUCUCUCUCUCUAUGUCUCUCUCUCUGUCUCUCUCUCUCUUUCUCUCUUUCUCUCUAUGUCUGUCUUUAUGUCUCUCUCUCUGUCUCUCUAUCUAUCUCUCUCUCUUCUCUCUGUCUCUCUCUCUACUCUCUAUAUGUAUCUCUCUCUCUGUCUCUCUCUAUUGUCUCUCUCUUAUGUCUCUCUCUCUUAUGUCUUCUCUAUCUGUCUUCAUUCUUCUCUCUCUGUUCUCUAUCUAUGUCUCUCUAUGUCUUAUCUCUCUAUGUCUUUUAUGUCUCUUUCUAUCUCUCUGUCUCUCUCUGCUCAUAUGUCUCAUCUCUGUCUCUCUCUACUCUACUUAUCUCUCUCUCUUAUCUACUCUCUCUAUCUAUCUCUUCUCUCUCUAUCUUACUCUCUCUCUUCUGCUAUUUCUCUCUUCUGUCGUCUCUCUCUCUAUGUCUGUCUCUCUUCUCUCUCUCUUCUUCUCUCUCUCUCUUGUCUUCUCUCUUCUCUCUCUACUCUCUCUCCUCUCUCUCUCUCUCUCUCUCUCUCUCUUUCUCCUCUCUCUCUCUCUCUCUCUCUGUCUCUCUCUCUCCCCAGCCUGCAGUGGGAGCUCCAGUCCAGAAAGGCAAAGCUCCGACCCCUCCCACACCAGGUUCUGGAGGCAACACAACACAGGGCUCCAGACUGGGGCCUAAAGGUGUGUGUGUGUUUCAGUAUAUGUGUAUGUUGGUGUCAGUGUGUGUGUACAUAUUCAUAUAUGUAUUAAAUUCAUCCCUUGACAUGACACAAAUUCACUCUCCCAUUAGCCACUCUGAUGUCUCCCUACACACACAACCACACACACACUUACCCCCCUCUCCCCCACACUCACACAUACAUCCACAUCCUGACUCCCUGCCUGUGACGUCCCUUCCUGUGGUGCAGCCCAGCAGCAGUUGGACUUCCUGUUGCUGCGACGGCAGGCGUUCAUCCGCGCGGCGCUGCGUUCUAAACAGAUGAAGGACAUGCAGGGAGCAGCAGUCCAUCUCCGACACGCUAAGGGACUGGACCAGAUGAUCAGCGCCACCAAGGGAGGCCUGCCUGUAGACAUCACCAAGGUGUGUGUGUGUGGGGUAGUGGAGGGCAACUUUCCACUAAUUCCCAGGUUUUCAAGAAAUCUAGAAAUCUGCAGGGAAAUAAUAAAGCUGGAAAUCCUCAACCAGAAUUUCUGGAAAUCUUUGGAAAGUUUGGAAUUUUGCAACCCUAGGAGGUCUGUGUGUCAAGGUAAAGGAGGGUGGGGAGAGGGAGGGAAAGGAGGAACAUUGAGACGUGUGUCUGUGUAUUUAUGUGUUAAAGGAAGAGAGAAAAUCUCCUGCUGUUAAGGGAGGAGAGAAGGGUGAGAGAGGAUGGGGGAGGUAUUAUUUUUAUCUCUUGGUGUCACUGGAGAGACUGCAGGAGAGGAGCCAGGAACAGAUGGAGAGUACAGGGGAAGACCAAGACAGCGGGGGGGGGGGGGAGAAGCGCCUGCGGGGGACGUGGCACACCGCGCGCGGCGCGCGACCGUCGCGCGAGGGCCUCGCCGCGGGACACACUCGCGCGCGCGACCGCGACGCAAGGGCCGCGCCGCGGCGACACACCGCGCGGCGCGCGACCGGGCCCCAGGGCCGCGCCGGGCGACAAAACCGCCGCGCGCGCGCGAGCGCGCGCGAGGGCCGCGCCGCGGCGACACACCGCGCGACGCGCGACCGCGAGGGCCGCCGCGGCGACACACCGCGGCGCGCCGCGACCGCGAGCCGCGCGCCCCGGCGACACACCGCCGCGCGGCAGCGAACCGCGCGCGAGAUGGACGCGCGCGGCGACACACCAGCGCGCCGCGCGCGACCGGAGUGCGAGACGCGGCGACAAACCGCGCCUCGCGCGCAGGAGCCGCGACCGCGAGGGCCAGCGCGGAGACAACACCGCGAGCUCUAGCAUCGCGAGCUGCAUACACACAGCGCGUUCUCUCUCUUCUAUCUCUCGACUCUCUCUCUCUCUCUCUCUAUCUCUCUCUUUUCCUCUCCUCUUCUACACACCUCUCUCUACCUCUCUCUCUAUUUCCUCUCCUCUUCUACACACCUCUCUCUCUACCUCUCUCUUUUUGUGUCAGUGUGUCUGUAAUUAUGUUUGUGUGGGUAUGUGUACAUAAUUGUAUAUGUGUUAAAUUCAUCCCUUGACAUGAACAGUUUCACUCUCCCAUUAGCCACUCUGAUCUCUCCCUACACACACAAACACACACACUUACACCCCCCCACACACACACACACAUGCACAUUCAUCUUCCAUCUCUUUCUCUCCCUCUAACUGAAUCCUGUCCCCGCUCUCUCUUCCUCAAUCUCUUUCUCUCCCCCUGGGUUAAAUGUGGAAGACACAUUUCAGUUGAAUGCGUUCAGUUGUCCAACUGACUAGGAAUCCCCCUUUCCUUUCCGUCCCACAGGUCCCCAGUGCUCCAGUCAUUGAGGAGGACUACUCUCUGUCUCGGUCUCAUUCCUCUCCUCGCUCCUCAGAGCAGUACAGCAGCCUCAUGGAGCUCCUCCGACAGCAGCACCAGGUUAUUACACUCUUAUGACAUCUCUUACUACAUAUUUAUAACACAUGAUGUAACUCAUUAAUAUGGAGCUCCUCUGACAGCAGCACCAGGUUAUUACACUCUUAUGACAUCUCUUACUACAUAUUUAUAACACAUGAUGUAACUCAUUAAUAUGGAGCUCCUCUGACAGCAGCACCAGGUUAUUACACUCUUAUGACAUCUCUUACUACAUAUUUAUAACACAUGAUGUAACUCAUUAAUAUGGAGCUCCUCUGACAGCAGCACCAGGUUAUUACACUCUUAUGACAUCUCUUACUACAUAUUUAUAACACAUGAUGUAACUCAUUAAUAUGGAGCUCCUCUGACAGCAGCACCAGGUUAUUACACUCUUAUGACAUCUCUUACUACAUAUUUAUAACACAUGAUGUAACUCAUUAAUAUGGAGCUCCUCUGACAGCAGCACCAGGUUAUUACACUCUUAUGACAUCUUACUGCAUAUUUGUAAUUAAGCAAUACGGCAAGAGGGAUUGUGGUAUAUGGCCAAUAUACCACGGCUAAGGGCUGUUCUUAAGCACGACGCAACGCGGAGUUCCUUGAUACAGCCCUUAGCCGUGGUAUAUUGGCCAUAUAUCACAACCCCCUGAGGUUCCUUGUUGCUAUUAUAAACUGGUUACUGACGUAAUUAGAGCAGUCAAAAUACAUGUUUUGUCAUACCCGUGGUAUACGGUCUGAUAUACCACGUCUUUCAGCCAAUCAGCAUUCAGGGUUCGAACCACCCAGUUUAUAACAUGAUAUAACUAAUUAAUAUGGAGCUCCUCCGACAGCAGCACCAGUUUAUUACAACUCUUAUGACAUGCUUAUUAAACACUGUUACGACAACUUAUUAAACAGCACACCCCUUUAGCAUAUAUUUAAAACAAUAUAUUUAUAUAGCACCUCACGAACAAUAAAUGCCUAAUUGAACCCUUAUAUAUGCAACACCUUUAUACACCUUAUAAUAAACUUAUAACAUGUUGAUAGUACAUUAAUAACACAUGAUCUGUUUCUCUCUACAGAAAUGUCUGGGUUACUCACAGCAGUUCACUCACAUGGGAAGCGUGGCCGAGACCUCCAGGUUAGUGGCAACAAUUGUGUUUUGAGUGGACGCAUGCGCGAGUACCCCGAAGCACAUCAAGAUGUUAAAAUAAUGACCGGACUGAUAAAAAUAGUCAAAAUUCAAUAAGUAUUUAUUAUAAAACAGAUGUGUUUUCAAAAAGAGUGUAAAAUACAAACUAAAAGGUUAUUAAAACAACCAAGACCUGCACACCAUACAGUGUAUAUAUAGGAUGUCUACCUCCAUUACAUUUACAUUUUAUCCAGAGCGACUUACAGUUAGUGAAUACAUUUUUUUUUUUAAUUCUUUUAAAUAUAUAUAUAUAUAUAUAUAUAUAUAUAUAUAUAUAUUUUUUUUUUUAUACUGGCCCCCCGUGGGAACCGAACCCACAACCCUGGCGUUGCAAACGCCAUGCUCUAUCAACUGAGCUACAUCCCUGCCGGCCAUUCCCUCCCCUACCCUGGACGACGCUGGGCCAAUUGUGCGCCGCCCAUGAGUCUCCCGGUCGCGGCCGGCUGCGACAGAGCCUGGUUUCGAACCAGGAUCUCUAGUGGCACAGUUAGCACUGUGAUGCAGUGCCUUAGACCACUGCGCCACCCAUUACUCGCAUUCUGUUCAGAAACACCAUUUUAAAGAGACACACAAUAAUUAGGAUCAGGUGUGGUCAAUUAGUAGGCGUGGCCAGCACACCUGAACACACUCAAAUGGACGUGACAAACACUUGAAACUAUUGAGGAUGAAGUUGAUGAUACACGUACACCUAUGGUAAUGUUUGAAUAGUAAAACACAAUUUGGGCCCAAUUUAACAUACGUUUAACAAAUAUAUCAGUGAAGAUGCAUUGAAUUCAAGGAAAUGCCAUCUUCACAGUGUCUGUGUGAACCAGGGUGGGAAAUUAAACUUUUUGGUCCACUAUCCACUGUGGCAGGUAGAUUAAAAAAUCGACCAGCCACUCAGAUUUUUUAACAGCCAUAAUAUGUUUUGCGCCAUAAUUACAAUUUCAAAAAAUAACUGAUGAGCAUGCUUUUGUAAUGUUUCUAAAACAAGAAAUGUAUUACUAGUCAAAAGUAAUGGGUUAUAUUGCUUAAUUUCAUUUCAUUUUUGUGACCUGCGUCUUUUAACCAAUGUAUGUUAAAAUAAAUAAUGUUGAUGCUAUAGUAAAAACAGAUAAACAGUUCUACAACUGAACAUCAGCAAUCAACAAAGUGCCUGCCCUGCCACAAAAUGCUGAGUGAUACGGUUUAUUUAUUAUUGUAGUUCAGAGCUCUACGCUGACAUGUUUUACAAGGAGUACAUGAUCUGCUCCUAAGUAGAAAUGUAGAAGCACACAAAUAAAUCUAGGAGAACAUUUAAAGUAUUUGAGUGUUUUAAUGAUAAGAAAUGACUAAAAGUUCAUGAAUAUGUUUUUUUUGGAGUGAUUCAUGCUCAAUCAAGCACAAUCAUUAGGUGAGACAAAAAUUGUCAGCUGGCAUUUUAAGGGAUGGGCCGUUACCAUGGUAACACUGGCACUCGCUUGUCUGUGACUAACAAAAUCUCCGACCGCGACGUCUUCCUAGCAGCAGACAGUUGCAGCAAACUCAAACUAACAUUGAAAAACAACCUAGAGUGUGAAGAAACCGAUGUAACUGGCCAAGAAACAGGAGGACAAAGUCACACUUCAGUAGCCUUUCUUGUAAAUUCCACCAACUUCUUCUACAUGUGGGCUUUGGUUUAAAAAAAACUGUUGCCAAAUGCUCUGUGUGACCAACCGCCAACGUGGCUGGUGAAAUAAAUAGACAUGAAACCCCGCCAAUGACAACAUCUACCCCCAUUUGGCGGGUGGCUGGUGUGAACCCUGUGUGUGUGUGUGUGUGUGUGUUGCUGUUGUCAGGUUUGAGAAGCUGGCAGAGGAGUGUAUGCAGAACAUUGAGGUACUGAAGAAGGCCCACGCCAAGGGCCAACCUGUCCCCAAAUACCACACUGAGGAGAGGACCUUCAACACUGUCAAGUAAUAUAUUGUUACUAACAUAUUAAUACCACACUGAGAUGAGGACCUUCAACACUGUCAAGUAAUAUACUGUUACUAACAUAUUAAUACCACACUGAGGAGAGGACCUUCAACACUGUCAAGUACUAUACUGUUACUAACAUAUUAAUACCACACUGAGGAGAGGACCUUCAACACUGUCAAGUACUAUACUGUUACUAACAUAUUAAUACCACACUGAGGAGAGGACCUUCAACACUGUCAAGUAAUAUACUGUUACUACAUAUUAAUACCACACUGAGGAGAGGACCUUCAACACUGUCAAGUACUAUACUGUUACUAACAUAUUAAUACCACACUGAGGAGAGGACCUUCAACACUGUCAAGUACUAUACUGUUACUAACAUAUUAAUACCACACUGAGGAGAGGACCUUCAACACUGUCAAGUAUAAUGUUACUAACAUAAUUAAUACCAACUGAGGAGAGGACCUUAACACAAUGUACACAGACUAUACUGUACUAACAUAUUAAUACCACACUGAGGAGGGACCUCAAUCUGUUCUCAGUCAGUUUGUAUUACAAUGAACAUGUAUAUAAAAUACUCUGUCUACACCACAUGAGAUACACACACAAUGAAGUAUAUAUAUUCAAUAUACACACAGCAGGAGGAAAGUAAUCUGUUUUCUCUGUCUGUUGUUGUGAAUGUAUGCCUAACCGACAGGCAUGAGAUGAUGUGACAUGUGAAGGGUAUCAUCUACUGCUCCUGAGGGUGGUGUUUUGAACUAAGUCACCCUCUCCGAGCAGAAUAAACGAGAGGGAACAGCCAGAGGGAGAAAAACACGGCGGGGAACAAAAAGAGCGUUGGGAGAACCACGGGCGGCGCAAACCAAUGCGCACCCCGCGUAACUGGCUCAACCCCUCUCUUCUCACCCUCGCUUCUCACCCCUGCUCGUCUCACCCACCGCUUCCUUUUUCCUCACCCUCCUCUUUUCCUCACCCCCUGCUCGCUUCUCAACCCCUCUCUUUGUCACCACCUCUCUUCUCACCCCUCUCUUUUCACCUCUCUCUUCUCACCCCUCUCUUCUCACCCCUCUCUUUUCACCCCUCUCUUUUCACCCCUCUCUCAUUCUUCUCACCCCUCUCUUCUCACCCCUCUCUCAUUCUUCUCACCCCUCUCUCAUUCUUCUCACCCCUCUCCUCAGGAGUAUCUGCCAGUGAUCUGGACACCAGUGUGCGCUUUGAGUUUCCUUUUCCUAGUGCGGUAAGACAGACACACACACACACACACACACACACAAAUAACCUGCACACAUUUCCACUUAGAUCCACUCAAAUAUUCUCUCCCUGUCUUUGAUGUGUGUGUGUGUGUCUGCCUGUGUGUUGCGUGCAUGUGUGUGUGUAGGAGGAGGCCCAGAAGGAUAAGACCAGUACAGUAAAGAACAGCAACAGUCCAGAGUUUAAAGAGCAGUUUAAACUGAACAUCAACCGUCAACAUAGAGGCUUCAAGAGGGUCAUCCAGGCCAAAGGCAUCAAGUUUGACAUCAUCCACAAGGGGUGAGAUCCACAGAGAUACACCAGACCUGGGUUAAUACAUGCGGAUUGAAGUAACAUAGAAUAUUAACACAGAAACAUCAUGUGGGGGAAUCUGGUCUAGUGGUUUAACACUGCAGACAUUGGACCACACAUACCUGUUGGUGAAGGGGUUAUGGAUCCCACCUGGGCCCCUACUGUCUGUCUGUCUGUCUCUGUCACAUACCUGUUGGUGAAGGGGUUAUGGAUCCCACCUGGGCCCCUACUGUCUGUCUGUCUGUCUCUGUCACAUACCUGUUGGUGAAGGGGUUAUGGAUCCCUGAUCCCCUACUGUCUGUCUGUCUGUCUCUGUCACAUACCUGUUGGUGAAGGGGUUAUGGAUCCCACCUGGGCCCCUACUGUCUGUCUGUCUGUCUCUGUCACAUACCUGUUGGUGAAGGGGUUAUGGAUCCCACCUGGGCCCCUACUGUCUGUCUGUCUGUCUCUGUCACAUACCUGUUGGUGAAGGGGUUAUGGAUCCCUGGUCCCCUACUGUCUGUCUGUCUGUCUCUGUCACAUACCUGUUGGUGAAGGGGUUAUGGAUCCCUGGUCCCCUACUGUCUGUCUGUCUGUCUCUGUCACAUACCUGUUGGUGAAGGGGUUAUGGAUCCCUGGUCCCCUACUGUCUGUCUGUCUGUCUCUGUCACAUACCUGUUGGUGAAGGGGUUAUGGAUCCCUGGUCCCCUACUGUCUGUCUGUCUGUCUCUGUCACAUACCUGUUGGUGAAGGGGUUAUGGAUCCCUGGUCCCCUACUGUCUGUCUGUCUGUCUCUGUCACAUACCUGUUGGUGAAGGGGUUAUGGAUCCCUGGUCCCCUACUGUCUGUCUGUCUGUCUCUGUCACAUACCUGUUGGUGAAGGGGUUAUGGAUCCCACCUGGGCCCCUACUGUCUGUCUGUCUGUCUCUGUCACAUACCUGUUGGUGAAGGGGUUAUGGAUCCCUGGUCCCCUACUGUCUGUCUGUCUGUCUCUGUCACAUACCUGUUGGUGAAGGGGUUAUGGAUCCCACCUGGGCCCCUACUGUCUGUCUGUCUGUCUCUGUAUCUGUCUCCUAUCUACCUUCCAACGGUCACUGGCCAUAAACAAUCAAAUACUAACAAAUUAAAAAAAUAUAUAAUAAACAGAGAAACAAAGAAAGGUCAUUGUGAACAGUGACCUGGGCUGUCCAUUGUCUAUAAUCAACAGUGGUAUUCACUGGGCAUGAGACGGAAGACAUUUCUCAGAAACAGGAUAAAACUGGGAAGCAUUUUCCAGACAGAGAGUUGAGAAGGUGUUCUUCUGAUCAGGUUAAAUCCCUUUCUCUGUCUGGACUGGUCCAAUAACAAACUCUCCUUUUCAUUUAGCCACGGUGCACUUCAUACUGUGUGUUCAUUUAGCCACGGUGCACUUCAUACUGUGUGUUCAUUUAGCCACGGUGCACUUCAUACUGUGUGUUCAUUUAGCCACGGUGCGCUUCAUACUGUGUUCAUUUAGCCACGGUGCACUUCAUACUGUGUGUUCAUUUAGCCACGGUGCACUUCAUACUGUGUGUUCAUUUAGCUACGGUGCACUUCAUACUGUUUGUUCAUUUAGCCACGGUGCACUUCAUACUGUGUGGUCAUUUAGCCACGGUGCACUUCAUACUGUGUGUUCAUUUAGCCACGGUGCACUUCAUACUGUGUGGUCAUUUAGCCACGGUGCACUUCAUACUGUGUGGUCAUUUAGCUACGGUGCACUUCAUACUGUGUGUUCAUUUAGCUACGGUGCACUUCAUACUGUGUGUUCAUUUAGCCACGGUGCACUUCAUACUGUGUGGUCAUUUAGCCACGGUGCACUUCAUACUGUGUGUUCAUUUAGCUACGGUGCACUUCAUACUGUGUGUUCAUUUAGCUACGGUGCACUUCAUACUGUGUGUUCAUUUAGCCACGGUGCACUUCAUACUGUGUGUUCAUUUAGCCACGGUGCACUUCAUACUGUGUGUUCAUUUAGCUACGGUGCACUUCAUACUGUGUGUUCAUUGGCCUGUUAGUCCUGUAGAGUCUAAGACAGGGAGGGAUUGGGUGGAUUGAGACGCAUCCAAUGCAACAAAAAAACCAGUUAUCUCUAGCUUAAACUGACAGAUGUUGAUGGGUAUUAUUUUAUUUUGUUACUUAGAUUGACUCACUGGUGCAUCAAUAGACCUUAGGGUUUUAAUGUGUGUGUGUGUGUGUGUGUGUGUGUGUGUGUGUGUGUGUGUGUGUGUGUGUGUGUGUGUGUGUGUGUGUGUAGGGGUCUGUUCAAGGGGGACAAAGUGUUGGGGAACGCUCAGCUGAAGCUGGACUCACUGGAGAACCAAUGUGACAUCAGACAGAUUAUAGAGGUAAACACACACACACACACACACACACAGAUACACACACACAACUUUCCGCAUGCACAUAUUUUCACUUAGACAUGCACAUAUCUCUCUCUCUCUCUCUCUCUCUCUCUCUCUCUCUCACACACACCUAUCUAACUGUGUGUUGUUGUUGUGCUAGGUGUUGACACACCUAUCUAACUGUGUGUUGUUGUUGUGCUAGGUGUUGACACACCUAUCUAACUGUGUGUUGUUGUUGUGCUAGGUGUUGACACACCUAUCUAUCUGUGUGUUGUUGUUGUGCUAGGUGUUGACACACCUAUCUAUAUGUGUGUUGUUGUUGUUGUGCUAGGUGUUGACACACCUAUCUAACUGUGUGUUGUUGUUGUGCUAGGUGUUGACACACCUAUCUAUCUGUGUGUUGUUGUUGUUGUGCUAGGUGUUGACACACCUAUCUAACUGUGUGUUGUUGUUGUGCUAGGUGUUGACACACCUAUCUAACUGUGUGUUGUUGUUGUGCUAGGUGUUGACACACCUAUCUAACUGUGUGUUGUUGUUGUUGUGCUAGGUGUUGACACACCUAUCUAACUGUGUUUUGUUGUUGUGCUAGGUGUUGACACACCUAUCUAUCUGUGUUGUUGUUGUUGUGCUAGGUGUUGACACACCUAUCUAACUGUGUGUUGUUGUUGUGCUAGGUGUUGACACACCUAUCUAACUGUGUUGUUGUGCUAGGUGUUGACACACCUAUCUAACUGUGUGUUGUUGUUGUGCUAGGUGUUGACACACCUAUCUAACUGUGUGUUGUUGUUGUUGUGCUAGGUGUUGACACACCUAUCUAACUGUGUGUUGUUGUUGUUGUGCUAGGUGUUGACACACCUAUCUAUCUGUGUGUUGUUGUUGUUGUGCUAGGUGUUGACACACCUAUCUAACUGUGUGUUGUUGUUGUGCUAGGUGUUGGAUGGUCGUAAGGCUACAGGAGGUAAGCUGGAGGUGAGGGUAAAGAUUCGGGAGCCGCUGGGAGGAGCACAGCUUCAGACCACCACAGAGAAAUGGCUGGUCCUAGACCCUCUACCAAUCACCACCCCCGACAGAGAGAGAGAACAACAGGUGAGGAGAGAGAGAGAGACCUACCUUUGGAGUGUUCAGUACUGGUAGGGGUAUAGUAUCUGUCAGAGUUAACAUGUUAUAUUAAUAUCAGACUAACUGAAGUAUCUGUCAGAGUUAACAUGUUACAUUAAUAUCAGUCUAACGGAAGUCUGUCUGUCUGUGCAUGUCUGUCUGCCCCCCCCCCCCCCCCCCCCCCUCUCUCUCUCCCCCUCUCUCUCUCCCCCCCAGUCCCCCUCUCCUCGCUCCAAACCCAAGAGUGACCAUGGGAGGAACAAGCAGCCUAACCAGUCCAGCCACUCUCCUGCCCAGUAUAAACUCCACAGCUUCAGUCUACUGCACUACGAUAAGGAGAGACUGGAGAGACAGGUAGGGCUGUGUGACUUCACACCAUUUUCUUUCUCUCUAUUUCCACUUCAUUUUCCUCUCCUCUUCUCCGUGGGAACGUUUCAUCUAGAUCUGUUCACAAUUGGAGGUAGCCAAUCUAUGCUGUGAUUGGUCUAAGAUGAUGUCAAUCACCCUGUGUGUCCUUCAGAUUGGUGAUUACAGGAAGAGUAGGCGGGAUCCUCCGUCUGACCUGCUACAGCAACACAAGGAGGUCACACACAGGCUGCAGUGGCAGAAAGCCCAGCUAGAGAGAGGCUCCGCUACACUACUGUCAGGUAACACAAUUCACAACCAUAUUCAUACACAGGGUAAUAUGAACAGCUACACACUCAUUUGUGUAUUUCUCUCCCUCCCUCUAUCCCUCCUUCCAUCCGUCGCUCUCUCUGUCUCUCUCCAUCCCCAUCUCCCUCCAUCUCUCUCUCUCUCUGUAGAGUAUGAGAAUGUUUUGCAGCGUUUUGCCCAGGGACUUGCUGAGUCAGUGAAGAAGUUUUCCAGCCAAGGCAACAGGGUGAGCACAGGGUCAGGGUCGUGUGUGUGUGUGUGUGUGUGUGUGUGUGUGUGUGUGUGUGUGUGUGUGUGUGUGUGUGUGUGUAACGUGUCUGUCCCUCUGCCUAUUCAGGAUGCUGCUAAGGACGCUCUAGGUCGGCUGAAGAUGGUGGAGACUGAGGUAAACACUGUUAUAGACACUCCGUGUUAGGUACAUCACCCAGUUCACCAAAAUGGAUGGCUCCUACAGACAGUGAGUCACGUGGCCAGGGCUUGCUAUAUGAAGCAGGCAGACAGGCAUCGAGGCAUUCAGUUACUGUUCCAUUGAACGUUAGAAUGGGCAAAACGAGUGACCUAAGCGACUUUGAGCGUGGUAUGGUCGUCGGUGCCAGGCGCACCGGAUCCAGUAUCUCAGAAACGGCCGGCCUCCUGGGUUUUCACGCGCGACAGUGUCUAGGGUUAAACGAGAAUGGUGCUUCAAACAAAAAAACAUCUAGUCAGCUGCAAGAAUCGAGUGGAAAAACAUUGCCUGGUCCGACGAAUCCCGGUUCUUGUUGCGUCAGGAUUUGGUGUAAGCAGCAUGAGCCCCAUCUUGCCUGGUGUCAACGGUACAGGCUGGUGGUGUAAUGGUGUGGGGAAUUUCCUGGCACAUGUUAGGCCCCUUGAUGCCAACUGAGCAACGAUUCCAUGCCCCGAAGAAUUUAGGCUGUUCUGGAGGUAAAGGGGGGUCUGACCCGGUGCUAGAUUGGUGUACCUAAUAAACUGGCGAAUAAGUGUAUAUAUGACUAUGUCUGUGUUUACACAGGCAGCCCAAUUCUGAUCUUUUGACCAAUUAUUGGCAAAAUAUCGGAUCUGAUUUAAAAAAAGACAAAUUAGUGUCAAAAGAUCAGAACUGGACUGCCUGUUUAAACAGCCUUUAUUAAUCUGACCACAUACUGUAUAAGAGCACUAUGUGAGGUGAUGUAUAAUAUCAUUUAGUUUGAAUUGUAUCUGACACCUACCUCUUGUCCUCCUCUCUACCCAUCUACUUAUCUCAUCCCUCCCUCUCUCUCUCCCUCUCUCGCUCUCUCACCUCCACUCCUUCUCUCCCUCUCUUCUCUCACCUCCACUCCUUCUCUCCCUCUCUCCUUCUCUCCCUCUCUCGCUCUCUCACCUCCACUCCUUCUCUCCCUCUCUCACCUCCACUCCUUCUCUCCCUCCCUCCUUCUCUCCCUCUCUCCCUCUCUCGCUCUCUCCUCACCAUCCCUCCUCUCUCCUUCUCUCCUUCUCUCCCUCUCUCGCUCUCUCACCUCCACUCCUUCUCUCCCUCUCUCCUACUCCACUCCUUCUCUCCCUCUCUCCUACUCCUCUCCUUCUCUCCCUCUCUCCCCUUCUCCUCUCUCUCCCUCUCUCACCUCCACUCCUUCUCUCCCCUUCUCCUCUCUCUCCCCAUCUCAUGUGUUCCUUCUUUCCCUCUCUCCAUUCCUCAGUUGGAAUCUCUCAAGAGGAAACGCACCGUAUGAGAGGAAGAGGACAGAGGGAGAGUUGGCUGGAGGACUGUUAUAUUACACACACCAAUCACACACACACUCAGGGGACAGGUCCAAGCACCUUUAACAUCUUCAUGACACUCCUAUGUUCCUCUCUGCCUCCUCCACUAAUACUCUCCCUUUUACUCUGUACUUUAAUUAGUAUUGUCAUUCAUACAAUCCGUUAUGAAGAAGAACCCGUUUGAAUAAUAACAGGCCUGCAUCCCAAAUGGCAUCUUAUUCCC
Messenger RNA from Coregonus sp. 'balchen', 20392 nucleotides. NCBI's taxonomy places the organism in Eukaryota, Metazoa, Chordata, Actinopteri, Salmoniformes, Salmonidae. The record is from the annotation of a GenBank genome assembly.